AUGAAGCAGCCUGAUCAAUUCAUGAUCGAAGGCUACACCAUUACCCACAGCGCCACAGAAGAGUACGACAGCAAAGGCAAGCCCACACAGACCUUCACAGGAGUCUCCCUCAUCACAGCCCCACACCUUACACCCACCAUCACAGAUCUCACCUGCGUCGACGGCAGAUUUCUUCGGUUCACCAUCGACACCGUCGAAGCUCCGCUCAGCAUACUGGCGGUUUACGCCCCACACAACCAACGCGAACAGCAAUGCCGGGACCAGUUCUGGCAAGCACUCACCACACAGCUCUCCACUCACAGAGAACGCACCCCCCUUCUAGUGGUGGGAGACUUCAACGCACUAGCCUUAGACGAGCUCGCAGCCAUCCCUCACGCCACUGGCCCACAUUUCGUCCCAGGCAAAACUGCCGAGGAAGACGAGCCAGACGAUGCUGCAGAAGGCGACACCAACCAGCGACAGUUCCACGACCUCCUGGCCUCACAGGACUACUGCCUCCCACAGAGCUGGAUGCAAAAAGCACCUCGCAAUAGACACACCCACAAAAGACCCAACGGCGACCUCGUACAACUCGACCACGCCAUUAUACACAAAGACUGGCGCAACAUCAUCCACGACAUCCACACUCUUCCCGGCGCAGCACUCAACAGCAACCACUACUUGGUCAAAGUCGAGCUGCAGCUCCGCACCAAAGAGGCCAAACGCACACCCCCCAAACCACGCCACUCCAGAACCCCCACUGCCGCACAGCGGCAAGCCUACAACAACCACAUCAAGCAAAACUUGGAUGCCAUCACCCCUACCACAGACUACUCACAACCACCCCCACAGCUCCCACUCCAAUCACAACCACAUGAGCAAUGGCAGAGCCUCCAGGCGGCGACCAAGGAAGCCAUUAGCGACCACAUCCCAACCACCGCGUCCUUCCCCAAACACCCCUGGAUCUCACAAGCUACUUGGCAGCUCAUACAGCAACGUUCCGCCGCACGCCUCGCUCAGAGAUUUGAUCUUGAGGCCCAACUCCACAAAGACAUUAGAAAGCAAGCCCGCAAAGAUAAAACCCAGUGGCUAAAGGAGCGACUGGCCGAAAGCGAGGCCACUCUUGACCCUCGCCAAAAAUGGAAGUGGAUCAAGAGAGUUCGCUCAGACUACAAGCCCAGACCGAAUACCUGCGAACACUGGGCAGCUCCACCUACACCUUACACUGGCCCCACAGACCCAAUACACCCGGCAGCAGCAGUGGACCUCUCACCCAUCACCACAGCAGAGCUCAACGCAGCACUUAAAGAGCUGGCGCACAACAAAGCAGCAGGCCCCGACAGCAUUCCUGCUGAAGCAUGGCAGUGGUUAGACGACCAUAACCAAGAGGCUCUCUUGCGGGUCCUCAACCAAGCCCUGCUCACAGCCACCAUCCCGGAUGACUGGCACCAUGCAAUUGUAGUCGAAAUCUACAAAGGCAAAGGUCCCCUCACUGACCCUGCCAGCUACCGCCCCAUCUCACUUUUGAACACAUCCUACAAACUUUUCGCCAAGAUCAUUCACACCAGACUCCAAGCAGCCCUGGACGACAGGCUCAGGGAAACCCAAUACGGGUUUAGGGCGACGCGCUCAACAUCCCAGCCAAUUCACAUCGUCCGCCGUCUCAUUGAACGUGCGGAGGCCACAGGACAAACACUUUACACCAUCUUUCUCGACUGGGAGAAAGCAUUCGACAAGAUACACCCGGACGCCCUCCUCACAGCGUUGUCACGCUACGGCGUCCCACCACAUCUCACAGCCCUCAUCAACAACAUCUACACCUCACCACAAUUCACAGUGGCGGCGGCUGGGAAGCAAAGCACCAGGGAGCAAGCCAGCGCGGGCAUUCGUCAAGGAUGCCCGCUCUCACCAUACCUGUUUCUCAUAGUUCACGGUAUGGUUAUGCACGAUGUGGACCGGGAACUCACAGCUCACGGCGGGUCUCUUCCAUGGCUGUACAGCCAAAACCAGCCCUUCUACGACCUCGCUUAUGCGGACGACACAGCACUCAUCGCAAGCACAGCUCACAGAGCAGAACAGCUGCUCCACAUCCUGCAGCGGAUUGCGGCUCACAGCAACCUCCACCUGAACCUCAAGAAGUGCGUGUUACUACGCUCCCCCACUUCACAGAACACAGUCCACUUUCACAACGGCGCCCCCCUCACUAUUGAGCAGCACGCCAAAUACCUUGGCGUCACAAUUAGCAGCGACGGGUCUUCUCACAAAGACGUUCUCACACGUGUCGCCAAAGCCCGCAAGCACUUUAACUCUCUGCACCAGUUCUGGCGCAACACCGACCUCACACUGAAGUGGAAGUUACGCAUUUACAAUGCGGUCUUCAUUCCGCUCGUAACAUACGGGUUGGAAUCAGCAGCGCUCACAAAAGGCGAUCUCAACAGACUCGAAGCUUUCCACUCACAGAGUCUUCGAAAGAUCCUCCACUUCAAAAGCACUUACUACACGGAGGUGCUCAACCCCACAGCCCGCACAUACACCAACCAAGAGGCCAGGCAGGAGGAGAGUUCAAUGGAGAACAGUGCACUACAAUUCUUUGGCACUGGCUUUUAA
Symbiodinium natans is the source of this 2586-nucleotide messenger RNA. NCBI's taxonomy places the organism in Eukaryota, Dinophyceae, Suessiales, Symbiodiniaceae. The record is from the annotation of a GenBank genome assembly.